Molecule: messenger RNA, 7844 nt
Organism: Anopheles gambiae (African malaria mosquito)
Lineage: Eukaryota; Metazoa; Arthropoda; Insecta; Diptera; Culicidae
Gene: Toll-7
Product: toll-like receptor 7
Exons: 1
Coding region: 1330-5316 (1328 amino acids)
Biological process (GO): signal transduction
Molecular function (GO): protein binding
Source: RefSeq, a predicted model, not a curated record
CACCGAAACGCAUCUCAAGUUUAUUUCGAGUUCGAACGCGAAGCCUAACGGACGUGCAUUGCAAGCCGCGCACUGUUAGGGCACAACACUGUAGAGUAACCGGGAACAGAGCAAUUGCAACCAUACGGGACAAAGUGUGGAAAAAGCGCACAGGACUUGUAAGUGUGUGUGCGUUGUGUCGUGUAGAGAAAUUAGGCAACUAUCGUGUUCGUUGAACGGGAAAAGUUAAGAAAAAAACGUGACGUUAAAUUCCGUGCAAAGUGCGUACGCAAGAAAGAGGGUUUGAAAACAGCGCAGAGUGUGCAGUGAAGAGAGCAGAGUGAAGAGAAGCAUAACGAAGCAAAAUCAUAAAGUGUAGCUCGAGCCACUCUUCGCCCGCGGUGAAGUGAAGUGAAGCGGAUUGGAAAACGAGUUUUUCCACCCUUCUAAGCAUCGUGAAAAAAUAGGCAAAAAAAAAAGAAACCAGUGCACCCGGUUUAGUGCUCUCCGUGCUGGUGCUGGUGAUGCACAUGUGAAUAUAUAUCUGUGUAUGUCCACUAGAGCAGCCUCGAAUGGACUUGGGGCACAGCAGCAAGGAAAAAAAAGGACGUGAUUUAAAGCGAGAGCGAGCGAUUCGUGGACUUGGGCCAACUAAAGUCCAACCAACCAUUUCCAACAACCAUCGUUUCGUCGUGUUUUGGGGGUGAAUGUUGAUGAGAGGCACCAACAACCAAACAAAAAAUCCGCCCAACAUCGCUCUGGCCGUGUGAAUUCAGUGUGUUCUGUGAGCCUAAAGCAAUCGACGCAGUAGAAGAGUGUGAAAAAUCGUGCUGAGGUGGUGAAAGUGUUGCGGAAAACGAGGAAAUCAAUACCGCAGGAAGUUCUAAUCCGCGUCUUCCGGUGUGGGUGUGUGUCUUUGUGCGUACAUGUGUAUCGUGCUCAUGUGUUCAUAGCGCAAUGAAAAUGUUCCGAUCCUGAUAUCAGUGAAAAACCGCCAGAAUAUUUAUCUCCCAACCUGUGCGUGCGUGUGCGUGUGUGUGGGGAAAAUUGCGAUGAGUUGGUGAGGGGUGAAAGCAAGAUUGCUGGCAGGUGCUGGAAUGUGCGCUCACUGCCACGGUGGUGAUGGUCGUCAACACGCCCAGCCGUUGUGCCGUUGCGUUCCGUAUUGGUUCCGUUUGUGUUAUCGGGUGAAGCCUGCGGCCGUGCCAGGUCCGUGAGGCGUGUGUGUGCUAUCCCUAGCACGGGAUAAUUGUGGUAAAGCGAAAGAUAACCACGAGUGUGUGUGCGUGUGAGUGUGUGGUUUUGAAGAAAGAGCGUUUGAGAGGAGAAGAAAUACACAGAUCAACAAAGAUGCAGCAACGAAGCAGUAGAGCCGGCGUGUCCGUCUCAACGAUGGAGCUGCUGCUCCGGCUAGCGGUGCUGGUGUGCACCGUCACGCUGGCCGCCAGCUCCCAGUGCACGUGGGAGUACGAAAAGUCCAGCGUCGUCUGCCGGCUACGGACACUGGAGCGUACCGGGCUGGACCUGCAAGGGGCCGAGGGCACGUCCCGGCUGGACAUUGCGUGCAGCGAGCUGAUCCUGUUCGAGAGCCAGCUGCCGCGGAACAGCUUUAGCCGGCUGGCCGCGCUCGGCGAGCUGCGGCUCGAGUCGUGCAAGCUGCUGCAGCUGCCCGAGGGUGCCUUUGAGGGGCUGCUCGCCCUGAAGAAGCUGAGCGUCAACACGCGCAACUACGAGUGGGGCCCGGGCAAGGUGCUGGAGCUGCAGGCCGGCUCCAUGCGCGGCCUGAAGGAGCUGCAAUCGCUCGACCUGAGCGACAACAACAUCCGCGCCCUGCCCGAUGGCUUUCUGUGCCCGCUGACCGGGCUGAAGGUGCUGAAUCUCACCAACAACCGCUUCCGGUCGGCGGAAGCGCUCGGGCUGGCCGAGAAGAGCUGCCCGGGCGGGUCGGAGCUGCAGGCGCUCAACCUCGCCUACAACGAGCUGCGGUCCGUGCCGACCGGCUGGGGCGUCUCGAAGCUGCGCCGCCUGCAGCACCUCAACCUCGAGUUCAACAACAUCUCCGAGGUGCACGGCGACGCGCUGGCCGGGCUCGGGUCGCUCCGCACGCUCAACCUGAGCUACAACCAUCUGGAGACGCUGCCGGGCGGUCUGUUCGCCGGGUCGCGCGAUCUGCGCGAGAUCCACCUGCAGGGCAACCAGAUCUACGAGCUGCCCCGCGGGCUGUUCCACCGGCUCGAGCAGCUGCUCGUGCUGGACCUGUCGCGCAACCAGCUGUCGUCGCACCACGUCGACAACGGCACGUUCUCGGGCCUGAUCCGGCUGGUCGUGCUCAACCUGGCCCACAACGCGCUGACCCGCAUCGACGCCCGCACCUUUGCCGAGCUGUACUUCCUGCAGAUACUGGAUCUGCGCAACAACUCGAUCGGCUACAUCGAGGACAACGCGUUCCUGCCGGUGUACAAUCUGCACACGCUCAACCUGGCGGAGAACCGGCUGCACACGCUCGACGACCGUCUGUUCAACGGGCUGUUCGUGCUGUCGAAGCUAACGCUCAACAACAACCUCAUCAGCAUCGUCGAGCCGAACGUGUUCCGCAACUGUUCCGACCUGAAGGAGCUCGACCUCAGCUCGAACCAGCUGACCGAGGUGCCGUACGCGAUCCGCGACCUGUCGAUGCUGCGGGCGCUCGAUCUGGGCGAGAACCAAAUAGCACGCAUCGAGAAUGGCACGUUCGCGAACCUGAACCAGCUGACCGGGCUGCGGCUGAUCGACAACCAGAUUGAAAACGUCACGGUCGGCAUGUUUGCCGAUCUGCCCCGGCUCUCGGUGCUCAACCUGGCGAAGAACCGGGUGCAGAACAUUGAGCGCGGCUCGUUCGACCGCAACCUGGACAUCGAGGCGAUCCGGCUGGACGGCAACUUCCUGACCGACAUUAACGGCAUCUUUGCGACGCUCGCCUCGCUGCUGUGGCUCAACCUGGCCGAGAACCAUCUGGUGUGGUUCGACUACGCGUUCAUCCCGAGCAACCUGAAGUGGCUGGACAUUCACGGUAAUUACAUCGAGUCGCUCGGCAACUACUACAAGCUGCAGGAGGAGAUUAAGGUGAAGACGCUCGAUGCGAGCCACAACCGGCUGACGGAUCUGGGGCCGAUGAACGUCCCGAACAGCGUCGAGCUGCUGUUCGUCAACGACAACCACAUUGGCACGAUUCACGCAAACACUUUCAUCGACAAGGUGAACCUGGCGCGGGUCGACCUGUACGCGAACGCGCUGAAGAAGCUGCAGCUGCACCAGCUGCGUGUUGCUCCGGCUCCUCCGACGACCGAACGGCCGCUGCCCGAGUUCUACCUCGGCGGCAAUCCCUUCGAGUGUGACUGUUCGAUGGAGUGGAUGCAGCGCGUGAACAAUCUCACCACGCGGCAGCACCCGAAGAUUAUGGAUCUGCCGAACGUGGAGUGCAUUAUGCCGCACGCGCGGGGAUCCCCCAUCCGCCCGAUCGUGUCGCUCCAGCCGAAAGACUUCCUGUGCCGGUACGAGACGCACUGUUUCGCGCUGUGCCACUGCUGUGACUUUGACGCUUGCGACUGCGAGAUGACGUGCCCGUCGAACUGCACCUGCUACCACGAUCAAACCUGGGGCACGAACGUGGUCGACUGUGGCAAUCAGGGUGCGGCGGCGGCUGCGGCCGGUGGCCUGCGCCCGGUGCCGAUGGACGCGACCGAGGUGUACCUGGACGGGAAUGACAUCCCGGAGCUGCAGCAUCACGUGUUUAUUGGGCGCAAGAAUCUGAAGGUGCUGUACGCGAACGCAAGCCGCAUUGCGACGAUUCAGAACCGAACGUUCGCCGGGUUGACGGCACUGCAGGCGCUCCAUCUGGAGGACAAUGCGCUGCAGCGCAUCCACGGGUAUGAGUUUGAAAAUCUGGCCCUGCUGCGGGAGCUCUACCUGCAGAACAACGGCCUCCAGAGCAUCGCGAAUGGGUCGUUUGCACCGCUGUACUCCCUGCGGGUGCUUCGGCUCGAUGGCAACCGGCUGGUGACGAUGCCCCUGUUCCAACUGCAGGCUGCUCAGGGCAAUCUUCAGGCUCUCCAGUCCCUGUCGCUCGGUCGCAAUCCGUGGAGCUGCCGGUGUCGGUUCCUUCCCGAGCUGACCGCCUUCGUCGCAGACAACGCAGUCAUCGUGCAGGACCCGCAGGACGUGUACUGUGCCGACGAUGGCGUGCACCGCGAGCUGGACUUUAACGUGAGUGCCGCGUGCAGCGACUUUUACGCCGGCCGCUCGGUCCUCCCGGGCGACGGACUGCCCGAGACGUACAUCAUGCUGAUGGCGCUGGCGGUCGUGCUGGUCUGCCUGCUGCUGCUCGCCGUGCUGAUGUUCGUGUUCCGCGAGCCGCUGCGCUUCUGGCUGUUCUCGCGCUACGGCGUGCGCGUGUUUGGGCCGCGCUGCGAGGACUCGGAAAAGCUGUACGACGCCAUCCUGCUGUACUCGGCCAAGGACGCCGAGCUGGUGGCGCGCAGCAUCGCAGGCGAGCUGGAGAAUGGUCGGCCACCGUUGCGGCUCUGUCUGCAGCACCGGGAUCUGCCCGAGGACGCGUCGCACCUGCAGCUGCUGGAGGCGUCGCGUGCCUCCCGGCGGAUAGUGGUGCUGCUGUCGCGCAACUUCCUGCAGACGGAGUGGAGCCGGUGCGAGCUGCGCCGGGCCGUGCACGAUGCGCUGCGCGGCCGUCCCCACAAGCUGGUCGUGGUGGAGGAGGGUGGCGGCGUGCUGCUGGAGGCGGAGAACGACGUCGAGCUGGUGCCCUACCUGAAGACGACGACGGUGACGCGGGUGCGGCGCGGCGACCGCCACUUCUGGGAGAAGCUGCGGUACGCGCUGCCCGUGGAGGCGCCCUACCGCGGCAACAACUACACCAUCGACCAUCACGAGCGCGUGAAGCAGACGGGGGGCGGCGGGGGCGGAGGUGCGGGGGGUCAGGGAGGGGCCGGUGUGAUGUUCCGGCAGCCGCCGCCGCCCGCCUACUGUCCCGAGAUCGACGAGGCGAACUACUCGUCGGCGACGACGGCCACCCCGUCGCCGCGGCCGUCGCGCCGCGGCAUGGUGGAAGUGCCGACCCAGCGGCCGCCGAGCGAGCACAUCUACUCGAGCAUCGACUCCGACUACAGUACGCUCGAGUGCGAGAACAUGGUGAUGGCACCGGCCGGCGUCCAUCGGCCGUCGUGGCGUUCGGCGGGCGGCGCUGGCGGCCCCGGUGGCCAUCCGGGCGUCCAGAACGGUGGCACGAUGCAUCCGCACGGUGCGGGUGCCGGCGGCCACCACGUGCAGGCGUAUCUGGUGUGAAGCGGAGCGUCGGUUAGUCAGUUAGGUAAGGGAAGGGAGUUUAGGGGGGGUGUAGGUAGGUGCGUGAACGCGGAACUGAUCAAACGCAAGUGCUAAAGUCUGUACGUGUAUCUGUGUGCGUGUAUUAUAGAAUCGGCGUCAAAGGAGGUGCGAGUGCGUUGCGCAAAGAAAAACAGUUUGUAAAAAGGAAAUCCGCUACCCCUCCCGCACACACUCUUAAUCAAAUCUUAAGUUUAGCUCCCCUGUACAUUGUACGCGCGUUAGAUUCGCGUUUUUUUGUGUAUAUUUGUUUUUCUUUCUCCUCUAGUUCGUCGCUUAACGCGCCUACCCAAUUCAGCCUGUAUGUAUGUGUUCGUUAUUGCAAAAAAGUUAAAGCGGCAGUUAAAGUGUAAUUUAAUUUAAUUUGCUCGAGAAUCCGGAAGGUGCGACGCGUGUGCGAAGUGACGACGAACCCCGGUCACUCUCGGUUUUGCACAACCCGUUCGCUGCCGUCUCUCGCUCUCACAACAGUCAUCUCUUAAAGUAUUACUAGUAGGGAAAGGUUAAAUAAAGUACGGAGAAAAUACUGGCCGGCCGGCCGGGGUCGAUGGUGAACUGAAAAAGAUAAAUCGAACAGCCACAACAGCGCGAGUGGCCGGCUAGGCGCAGUAGGUUGGCGAGAGAGAGGUCCCUCUCUGGCUGACGUUUUGUGAGAGUAGGGAGAGAGGGAAAUUGGUGAAAAAGGAGGAAAAACUAUUUGUGAUAUCGUAUUUAAUAAGUUUUAAAUGUAAUCAUCGGUAGCGCAGCGUGGCAGUGGAAGAGGAACAGUGGUUUUGAGGGAAACACGCCCUUGAAGUAAAUAGAACUACGUACACCAAACCCCAAAACUAGGAAGGCAUAUUGAAAAUUACAAAAAUGGAUAACCAGAAGAACCAUGAGAGGCGCACAGGUCUUAGUUCAGUUUAGUUUUUCUCUCUCUCAGCUAGAUUAACGGUAAAUUAUGUGGAAAAUGUGUGUUGCGAAGGCUCAAAAACUAAACACCGACAAAGUGACAAAACUCGCCCGGUCGUUGAAAUAAAGCGAAAGAAGGAUAAAACUUUUAAAAACAAAACAAAACAACCAAUACCCAAGUUUGUUUAUUUCGAUUUUAUUGGCAUUAGAGUGAAAGAAGGUAAAUAGAUGCGGGGAGGGGGGGGGGGGGGAGGAGUGUGUGGUCCGGUGGGCUUUUGGGCCUGCCCUGGGCCCGGAGCCACACGUAUACACAAUUGCAUUUUAAUUAUAGCUUCGUUUUUUUUCACUUUUCGUUCGUCCCCGGUCCGGUGUCGGUUUGUCCUGCAGAGUUCCGAACUUUUGUUUUCCCCCCCCAUUUCGCUUUGCCACUUGCUGCCUGCUCCGGAAGAAGCCAAUACCUUUACAGGGGCAGGUUUUUGCCACCCAUUCGUCAUUGUAGCUUCAGAAGAAAAGGAAAACAGAAAAAAAGGAUAAAAUGCCAUUUGCUAGAAGGCCAUAAUUAACACUAAAUGGCAUACAGACUGGCCCUCGUCCUGCCCUCGGAUGCUCCGGCCGUACCCGGUCCGUGGAAUCAGUGUCAUGUGCGUUUCGGGCCGGCUGUGUGUCAGCCUUCGGGACGGGCGUCAGCAGGCAGAGGGCUCGCUUCCUUAAUUAGUUUGCCAUCUUCUUCCCUGCGUGUGUCCCUGGUUUUGUUUCCCCAUGUGCGCUUCAUUUCUGUUUGCAUUGCUUAGGUGCGUGAGUGACACAGAGAAUCGGUCAACAGGACACCCCCCCCUGUAGUGUACGGUAAGAACGGCCAAGCCCUCAUGGAGGUUAGCAAAGCGUGUAAUUAUUAUUUAAAUUAUUUAUUCACAACCUAUUUAACGAAGGACGAAGAUUUUCUCAGCGUUUAGGAGGCGCGCGAAGGAACGCGGAAUGUAUAGGCAAAAAAAAACAGCCACGAAAGCCGUUCAAGCGAUACCGAAAUAGUGAGUCACAUAAUUGCUGCUUUGAUACUGGAAGACACAAAAAAUAACCCUACAAAAGGACUGAUCGAUACGAGAGAAAGAAAGAGGGUGGAGUAAGAAUAGUAACGCGAUUGUAAAAAGAAAACCACUGCUGUACAUAGAUGGUAGCUUAGUGAACUGUUAAACGCGAUCGAAAAUUAUAAAGAAAAAAAAAAACACGCACAACCAUAGUGGAAUCGGGAAGAGAACAAAAAAAAACCCCAAAACCCUUGUGCGAGUUCCGGCGAAGCGGUUCGAUUUCCCUAUCAGACUGAACUUAGCGUGUAGGCGCGAAAAGGCGAGCCAGAAGGUGAAGGAGAGAACCAGAAAGUGUGAUGAAAUUAUCAGACCUAAACGCAUACUACAGCCGCGAUAUAGCUAGUGGACAGCAAAGAAAUAUUUGGCAAUAAUUUAGAGAGAAAAAGAGAGAAACAUGACAUGGUAAAUGGAUAAAAGUAUGAUGAAAAUAGAAAACAUUAUAAAAAGAAACACAAACAUGUAAAUAGUGGUUCAAUGAGCCAGAAGUUGCAUAAAAGGUGCACAGAACAAAGA